Molecule: messenger RNA, 1353 nt
Organism: Mirounga angustirostris (Northern elephant seal)
Lineage: Eukaryota; Metazoa; Chordata; Mammalia; Carnivora; Phocidae
Gene: UBE2F
Product: ubiquitin conjugating enzyme E2 F (putative)
Exons: 10
Coding region: 175-732 (185 amino acids)
Source: RefSeq, a predicted model, not a curated record
CGGCCGCCGCGGGCGAGAGCGGCUGAGUCCCCGCCCCGCCACUUCCGGUCCCGCCGCCCGGAGCCGGUGCGGCUGUGAGGGGCCGUGUGUCGCCGCCGCGGGCCGGCCGGGCAUGGUGUUGGGUGCCGGGCCCGCCUCGCCUGUCUCGGGGUGCCCAGGGUAAAGGUAGCAGUAAUGCUGACGUUGGCAAGCAAACUGAAGCGGGAGGACGGUCUCAAAGGGUCCCGGACGUCAGCCACGGCCUCCGACUCCACUCGGAGGGUAUCUGUGAGAGACAGGCUGCUUGUUAAAGAGGUUGCGGAGCUUGAAGCUAAUUUACCAUGUACAUGUAAGGUGCAUUUUCCUGAUCCAAACAAGCUUCAUUGCUUUCAGCUAACUGUAACCCCAGAUGAGGGUUACUACCAGGGUGGAAAAUUUCAGUUUGAAACUGAAGUUCCUGAUGCGUACAACAUGGUGCCUCCCAAAGUGAAAUGCCUGACGAGGAUCUGGCACCCCAACAUCACAGAGACAGGCGAAAUAUGUCUAAGUUUACUGAGAGAACAUUCGAUUGACGGCACCGGCUGGGCUCCCACAAGGACAUUAAAGGAUGUUGUCUGGGGAUUAAACUCUUUGUUUACUGAUCUUUUGAAUUUUGAUGAUCCGCUGAAUAUUGAAGCUGCAGAACAUCAUUUGAGGGACAAGGAGGACUUCCGGAAUAAAGUGGAAGACUACAUUAAGCGUUACGCCAGAUGAUAGGAGGAGGAGACGGUGGGGCUGCGGACUGUGUGUUGUAGGCUUGUCUCCAACCUCAACCAAGAGGGAGCCCCCCUCCCCAGUCCUCGCUCCCCUCAGACCCACAGGGUCAUCCACAUCCUGUGACCAUGCUGUCCCGAGGAAGAACCUCUUCACGGCUGCCCAUUGUAGAUGGAGAGUCCCACAUAAAUACAGCAAGAAAAUGUGUUUGGGGUUCUAAAGAGUUGUCUGCUUCCCUUAACAUGUUUACUUUUUGGAAACUGUACUGUAUAGGCUAUUGAGAGAUUCCUGAGAAGUUGUAAUGAACUCAGAAUUGAGGCUAGCGCUUGCUUCUUCCCCUUUUCCCCAAAUCCUUCCCCGCACAAGUGAUCCUGAUGACGUGCUCAGUGUAGCUCGCAGAGGAGCAGUGAGAAACCCGCUACAUACUGUGAUUGGAUGCCAGUUCUCUUAGCCCCUCACACGGAUGUUGGCCCUGCCUAGAUGUCGUGAAGUUUCCCAGAAUGCGUAGUCAUUCACUGUAGAUCUCUUACUGAAAUGCGUAUUUUAUUUAAUGUAAGUAUAUUUUGGAACAGAUUUGUAAUUUGUACAAUUUAAUGCUUUAAUUAUUUUUUUCUAUUCUCA